Molecule: messenger RNA, 1650 nt
Organism: Fonsecaea multimorphosa CBS 102226
Lineage: Eukaryota; Fungi; Ascomycota; Eurotiomycetes; Chaetothyriales; Herpotrichiellaceae
Exons: 3
Coding region: 1-1650 (549 amino acids)
Biological process (GO): protein phosphorylation
Molecular function (GO): ATP binding; protein kinase activity
Source: RefSeq, a predicted model, not a curated record
AUGCCUGUACAGGGCAAGGACUUGAACGGUCGGCCAUUUGACCUUGCCGAUUUCGGUGAUGCCAGAGACUACAGUUACAGAUACAGGCCAAGAUUCCUUGACGAGCGUGCGGUUCCUACGGACUUGGAUCAGUUAUGGUAUGAUGAUCGAAAAGCGAGGGGAGCUUUUGGAAAAGAGAAGGAGCAGGAGACCUUCCUGCGAAAAUACCUCUUCUUUGAGCAGGACAACGAUGAUGAUGAAGAGUGGGGGCCCGUAAGACUGCUGGGGAGAGGGGGCCACGGCCUCGUCGGCCUCUGGCAGAAACGAGACGACAACAACCGGAUUGUUGAUGAAGUGGUCCUGAAGGAAAGCAGGUACAGCAGAGCCAAUAGCAGGGCCGCCCUCGCAAUGGAAAGCGACCCGAAUGCUUAUCCCAGGCACCUGGCAGAAGCCGCCAUCCACAAAGACAUCAAUGCGCAGCAUCCCGGUGUUGCACCACAUUUGCGCAAAUACAAGUUUUUCUAUCACGACAUCAACGAGCGGGAGGGCCGAUAUCGAUUGUAUUUUGAGCAUUGUCCCUUCGGAACUCUUGGUCGCCUUGGCCACCUAUACCGGUGCUGGGAUACCUAUCUUCCCGAGGUUUUUGUCUGGUAUGUCUUCUAUUCGCUGGCAAAAGCGUGCGAAGCCCUUCGGGAUGCUCCACCUUUUGACAGCAGGGCCAUCAAAGAGGAGUACUGGAGCAUCCGCUUGGAAGAGCUGUUCUGCCUUCACAUGGACUUCAAACCAGACAAUGUACUCCUUGGUUAUCCUUCGCACGAGGGUGCGGAGUACCCGUCCGCUCUCCUAAAUGACUAUGGUUUAUCCAUGUAUACGGCGGUUAACGACGACCCUGACUUUCGAACGUGGAACCCUACUUACAUGUGGCACCGCGGCACCCAUUCCUACCAGCCCACGGAACAAAACCAUUAUGGUGUGGAAUGGGAGAUGCCUCCGGACGGAGGGCGGCUCAGAACCCGGGAUGCGCAAAAUCGGGAGCUGGAUUGGCACAGAGCUGCGCGUCAACGUGAAGAAGACAACCAAGAGGCUGGCGGCGAUGUGAUCUUCGAUCACUCAAUGAACGUCUACGGCCUAGGUCAGACAAUGUUCGAACUCGUGACACUCAGGAAAAACAACAAACAUCUGCACCGGAUCCGCGCCAAAUGCCUCACAAGGUUCCAGCGGAACGGCAACCACCAGAUCUCGCAUGUGCUCACCAAGAAACCGGGCGUUUACAGCAGCCGGCUCCGUCACUUGAUCCACCGCUGCCUGGAUCCGAACCCGGCAAGUCGCCCCUCCCAGAUGGAAAUCAUGGACCAGACGCGCCGCGGUCUGCGGCUGGCCAUCAAGCGCGCCAAAAGGGACGGGAAUUUCCCGGUAAAAGUGUACUUCCGCGACAACGACAUCAACGAGAUGCCCCUCGGGGACGCGGGCUUCCAGCCGCAGCGGAGGGACUUUUCACGUCUGAUUGAGAGCGAGUUUGUCGACCCGGACGCUCCCAAGCUGAAACUGCCCGCGGACAAGUACGGUGGGUUCCCCGAGGCCUGGUCCAACCCCAGCUGGAAGCAGAUGUACGAUCACCGCAACCCGCACGAUCGCUGGUUCAACGGGCUCGAAGGCGACGGCAGCAACUAG